AUGGCAUCGAACAAUUUGAACGCCGCUGACAUCAAUGGUUCUACAAUCGCAAGUUUGCUGAAACAAAGAAUUCAAAAGAGGCAAAAAGACGAAUCGCAGAUAGUGCAACAAAAGAUUAGCCCAGCAGCUGUCAUCGGAUUGGAAAAACAAAAUGUGCAGGAUCUACGACUAAUAAUAAUCAAUGAGGUGUCCAAUGUGACAGCUUCAAAAUUGGGCAAACUCUCCAGGCUGUUUAGUGAAGUGCUACAAAGUCCGGAUCAGUUUUUUGGAGGUAUACUGGUCCUUUUAGUAGGGGAUUUUAAUCAAAAGGAACCAGUUGGUGGCAUACUGGCAACAACAAGUCUGAUAAAGAAGGUGAAGAACGAAAUUGGGCAUUCCAAAGAUACAACAAAUUCAGAGCACAGAAUGAAGAAGAAACAAAAAUUGUCAAUUGAGACCACAACGCCUUCUCUCCUUGAUGCGAAUUGCCAUAAUGUUGUUUCCGACAAUAACUUGGGAUGCAACAUACUUGCAGCUUCUCGCUGGUUUGAACUCACUGAAGCUGAAAGAAGCAAAGACACAAACCACAACAACAACAUUGACAGCUUUUACAAUGGCAAUCCAAUCUAG
This is a messenger RNA of Cylindrotheca closterium, 609 nucleotides long. Lineage: Eukaryota; Bacillariophyta; Bacillariophyceae; Bacillariales; Bacillariaceae. The record is from the annotation of a GenBank genome assembly.